UCCGCUCUCGUCCUCUGCAUGCUCUUCUCCUCUCUUUUAUUUUCCUCUUCUUUCUCUCUCUAGAGGAGAGGCUUGCCGGACCGGCACCGUCGUUUAUUUCCCGGCCAUUAUCCAGAAAAUUAAACUAAAUUAUCUUUUAUUCUCUGAGGCCGUGGAACAAUGGGAGCCGGUGGCAGAAUGUCUGUUCCUCCUUCAUCUAAGAAGGUGGAGUCUGAUGUUAUGAAGCGAGUUCCUCACUCAAAGCCACCAUUCACUCUUGGUCAGAUCAAAAAAGUUAUCCCACCUCAUUGCUUCAAACGAUCGAUUCCUCGCUCGUUCUCAUAUGUAGUUCAAGAUUUGACCAUUGCCUUUCUCUUCUACUAUGUUGCCACCAAUUACUUCCAUCUCCUUCCUCAGCCUCUCUCGUAUGUGGCGUGGCCUAUUUACUGGGCUCUCCAAGGUUGUGUUCUCACCGGUGUUUGGGUUAUAGCACACGAGUGUGGCCAUCAUGCCUUCAGUGACUAUCAAUUACUUGAUGACAUUGUUGGCCUUACCCUGCACUCUGGUCUCCUUGUCCCUUACUUUUCAUGGAAACACAGCCAUCGCCGUCAUCAUUCUAACACAGGGUCUCUGGAACGAGAUGAAGUUUUUGUUCCCAAGAAGAAAUCCAGCAUCAGUUGGUUUUCCAAAUACCUUAGAAACCCACCUGGCCGCCUCAUCACGCUUGCCGUUACACUUACCCUCGGCUGGCCUCUAUACCUAACAUUCAAUGUUUCAGGCAGGCCUUAUGAUAGAUUUGCCUGCCACUUUGAUCCUUAUGGCCCUAUCUACAAUGACCGUGAGCGAGCUGAAAUAUUCAUUUCUGAUGCCGGUAUCAUUGCUGUCACUUAUGGUCUCUACCGUCUCGCUUUAGCAAAAGGGCUUGCUUGGGUCAUUUGUGUAUACGGAGUACCAUUGUUGGUGGUGAAUGCAUUUCUUGUUCUGAUCACCUACUUGCAGCACACUCAUCCUUCAAUUCCCCAUUACGAUUCCUCCGAGUGGGAUUGGCUAAGAGGAGCUCUAGCGACUGUUGACAGGGAUUACGGAAUCUUGAACAAGGUGUUCCACAACAUAACUGACACUCAUGUUGCUCACCACUUGUUCUCGACAAUGCCACAUUACCACGCGAUGGAAGCUACAAAGGCGAUCAAACCGAUUUUGGGAGAAUACUACCAGUUUGACGCGACUCCUUUUGUGAAGGCGAUGUGGAGGGAAGCCGGGGAAUGUAUGUAUGUAGACCAAGACGAAGGUAAUCAGAGCAAGGGGGUGUACUGGUAUAACAACAAGUUUUGAAGACAAUUGGCAGAGUUGUCUGGUAAGUAUGGUGUUGCCUGUUAGAGUGUUAGCUUUGUUUGUGUUUGUAAUUUAGUCUGUUCAGUUCAAAACUGUUGUGCUUUUGUUUGAGUGACUUUAUGCACCUAUAAUUAUGUAGUAGAACCAGUUAUUAUCUAAGUUAUGCUCUAUUAUGAUGAGUAGUUAAUAUAA
Molecule: messenger RNA, 1503 nt
Organism: Mercurialis annua (annual mercury)
Lineage: Eukaryota; Viridiplantae; Streptophyta; Magnoliopsida; Malpighiales; Euphorbiaceae
Product: delta(12)-fatty-acid desaturase FAD2
Exons: 2
Coding region: 160-1311 (383 amino acids)
Biological process (GO): lipid metabolic process
Molecular function (GO): oxidoreductase activity, acting on paired donors, with oxidation of a pair of donors resulting in the reduction of molecular oxygen to two molecules of water
Source: RefSeq, a predicted model, not a curated record